Molecule: messenger RNA, 3221 nt
Organism: Procambarus clarkii (red swamp crayfish)
Lineage: Eukaryota; Metazoa; Arthropoda; Malacostraca; Decapoda; Cambaridae
Biological process (GO): protein O-linked glycosylation via N-acetylgalactosamine
Cellular component (GO): Golgi membrane
Molecular function (GO): beta-1,3-galactosyl-O-glycosyl-glycoprotein beta-1,3-N-acetylglucosaminyltransferase activity
Source: RefSeq, a predicted model, not a curated record
CUGAGAGACUACGGGCUCUGUGCUGCCCUGGGAGCCUACGUUAUAAGUGUUGGCCUGAGAGACUACGGGCUCUGGGCUGCCCUGGGAGGCUCCGUGUGGCUAUAGUCUCAGUGCUGCCCUCAGAGGCUGCGUGUUAAGUUGCUGUGAAUACUGGGUAAAAUGUACUUACAUUGUUUUCUUCAAAGGUCCUAAGCACCAUUCUGAACAUGUAUAGAUUAUAAAGAAUAGAAAAAAUGCGAGGAAUGCUGCUAUAUCGCUUUCCUUAUCAUGUUGUAUGCGAAUAACAUUAAAAUAUGACAUGACAUGUCAGACAGCUUGUGUGCUCGCCAACAAAGUCUAAUUUUCAGUUAUCCUUGGAAUAAAUUCAUGAAAUUAUUACAAUCAUGAUUAUCUAUGGAGGGUGCUUCCAGCAAGUUAUUACAAGCAUGAUUAUCUAUGGAGGGUGCUUCCAGUAAGUUAUUACAAGCAUGAUUAUCUAUGGAGGGCUGCUUCCAGUAAGUUAUUACAAGCAUGAUUAUCUAUGGAGGGUGCUUCCAGCAAGUUAUUACAAGCAUGAUUAUCUAUGGAGGGUGCUUCCAGUAAGUUAUUACAAGCAUGAUUAUCUAUGGAGGGCUGCUUCCAGUAAGUUAUUACAAGCAUGAUUAUCUAUGGAGGGUGCUUCCAGUAAGUUAUUACAAGCAUGAUUAUCUAUAGAGGGCUGCUUCCAGUAAGUUAUUACAAGCAUGAUUAACUAUAGAGGGUGCUUCCAGGAAAUAGUUGUGUAAUAGUUCUCACUAACUGCAUUUGGCCUUUAUAUAAUACCUUUUAUCCUGAACUCAGAUUGCAUCGCCACGUGUCCGUACUUCUCAAUAAUUUAAAAAUGUUUGGGAUCAUUAUUAUAUCAGAUAAUAUUAUAUUAUAAUUAAUUACUGUGAAUCAUUACACAAACCACAAACGAAAAGCUGUCCUAACAUUUAAAGAAUUGUGAAUAUGAAUAUAUUCAUGAAUUAUUAGUUAUAUUAUUAAUUAUUCAUUCUUUUGUACAUUUUUAGAAAGUAUAUUAUUGCUACACCAAUUGUAGGUUGAUAUAAUAAUGCGACCUAAUUUCAGGUAGAAGAAGAUGUGGGCGUCGUUGUGGUGGUGGUGGGCGGUUUGUAUAGGUUGUGUGGGUGGAGGGCGGCUACCCACCUCCCACCCCAUAAUGGCUAGCCUCAGAGAUACUCCUGUGUCGCCUAGACCUUCACUCAGGUCUCAGUGGCGAGGGGCGGCGACAGACCCGCGAGGGCGCACCAUACUGGAGAUUGCCUACGACUUCUGCUCCAACAGCCUCAACAACCUCCCCACAAAGCAAAUGGAAGCAGAGAGCCAGCAAGCAGUGAAACAAGUGUUGGGCGAGGAUCCUCCCCCCGGUGAUACUAUCUCCAUUAUGGUCCAAAUGGUCCACGACACCGCCACCGCCUACGUUCACGGUCUCCCGGUACCUCUGCACAACUGCACGGCAUUGAUGGCUGCUGCAGGUGUGGUGACGGUAAUGGUGGUCCACCCAGCCACCGCCCGUGUCAUCCGUAUGUACCACCACCCUGCCAACGCCCACGCACGCCCACUCCGAGCCUUCCUUGACACCCUCCAGCCCGGCCGCUUGCUCAUCCUUGUUGCCUCCGUGGUGUGGGCGGAGGUGAGUGUGGAGGAGGUGGUGAGGCAGCUUGGGGCCUCCAUGCCACCACAACCCACCUGGAGUCGGACGGUGUGGGUGUGGGUGGGUGUGGUGGGCGGAGGAACUCUCGGUCAAGUGGGCGGUUCUUGGCGGGUCUCCUUGGAGCUGUACUUGCCCAGAGCCCCAGAUGUUCCAUGGUGUGGGUCAGCUCUUCCGUCCACACUGGACGAGCCACGAUGGGCUUCUAGGGUGGAACUGUGCACCACUUAUGACGGCUAUGGAAACUGGUGCUUCUGUCCACCAUCACCAAUCCUACCCCCACCACCACCACUGGCAGCACCACCACUACCACCACCACCACUGGCAGCACCACCACUACCACUACACGCUCUCUACAACACUACAACAUCCAUGCCGCAGGCUAUGGCUGCUGGACUUGAAGACGCAGUGACUGUGGUGCUGGCCAGCAGACCGGAGUCUCUCCACAGACUGUUGGUGUCUGUGGCAGUGGCGGGGGCUCCUCUCUCCUCCGUCCUGGUCUUCGUCAGUGAACUCUCACACGAGGUUCUGAAGGUGUGUGAGAGUCACGGGGUGCAGGUGGAAGAGACGGGUCGAGCCUCGGACUGUACAGGACUCCAUAUUGCCCGCCUCUACGAGUCUGCACUCACUGCUUCUCUCAUCCUCAGACCCAAGGCUGACUACUUUAUCAUCCUCGAGGACGACAUGAUUGUCGCCCCCACCUUCUACAGAUGGAUGGGAAGAGGUCGGGAGGUGCUGAAGAGCAGUGAAGAGUUUGUGUGUGUGAACAGCCUGACCCAGUAUGACCUGUACACACACUACACCUAUCACAACCCUCACAGUCCAGAAGUCAACCAGCCUCACGGACUGGUCCACCAGGCUGUUGAGGCCAGGAAAGUGUCUACCAAGACUCCAGGCUAUGUUAGCAGAAGAUGGACUUCAAGAGGCACUGAGGGUGACAUCUCUGACGGCGCAGACGCCACGACCAGCAGCAGCGGAGGUUACCAUAACAAUCUUCAUACUAGCCACACAUCUUUAAACAACAGCAAACGCAAUUCUCCUUUCCUGCCACGCCAAAUUAAGCUAAGAGAGGCGUCUGCAGGAAGGACGGGUCCUCCGGUGCCGUCGAAGCUAGAGGCGUCCAUGGCUGCCGUAAGGAAGGACGAACCAUCCGUGGCAAGUAAUAUGGAUGAUAAGAAUGUAAAGGCAGCCAGGGAGGGCAGCCAAAGGUCUGGGGUGAGGUUGAUGGCUGGGUGGGCAGCAGCCCGGACCGUAGUGGAAGCAUUGAUCAGGUCCUGGCCUCUGGCGAAGCGAGACGUUGAUUGGGAGACCCUUGUGGACGUCUGGGCCGGCCCUGCACCCUGUCUCACGCCCGCACGCCCACAUGCCGUCCACGCCCGAGCCUCCCACCACCACACCCUGGGAGAUGACCUGCCUCCCAUCCUGUUAUGACCCCUCACCACACCCUGGGAGAUGACCUGCCUCCCAUCCUGUUAUGACCCCUCACCACACCCUGGGAGACAGGAUGCAGGCCACACCUCCUAACAAACCAAAUUACCAAUAAGCAAAA